CUUGCCAAACGUCAACGAAGAACAAUUUGGUGACUUCGCUCUGCGUUCUUGUAUCAUAUAUACAUCCCUCUGUUCUGCUGCAACUGAUCGGAUCAACGCGCGAUAAAAAUGGAUUACGAUUUCAGGAACAGAGUGAAUCCACCGUACGAUCCACACCAGAUUCCAAUGUACAGGCCAACCACGGAACGUCCGGUCCACGGACCAUCCUCCCUCUACCCUAGGAUCGGCCAGCCCGGUCCGACCGGCCGUCACUCUUCUCCUUCUUCUUCGUCUCCGUCCGCUCCUGGUGGAUUGGGCAUUAGGGUUGCGAUAAAACCGGAGCAUCGGAUUUCACCGCCUCCUCAACUGUCACCACACAUCGCAGAUAUUCCUCGAAGCACCUUCCAGUUUGACUUUGACCUAGAAAGGAAAAUAAUUGCUGAAGCAGAGAAGGAAAGCCAAAACUGGAGCAGGCUUGGGCUGGAAAACCUUUCACCUAAAAUUGCAGAAUCUACACCUUCUUUGGGCUCCACUGUGGAUCCUGUUGUUAGCAAAUACAUAGCAUCGGGUCUCAGCAGAGAGGCCGUGCCUCUAGCAGUAGCAAGUUAUGGAGACAAUCCGGCUAAGGUAAGAGAAUUCGUUAAUGGAUAUACCCUUUUGCGAGACAUGGGAUUCUCAUCAAAGAAUGUUGCAGAAGCAUUGGCCAUGUAUGACAACGACACAGACAAGGCCUUGGCACACUUCCUUAACAGCUCGUCUUGAGAAUGCUGCGGCAAGCUCAUGCUAUUGGAUUGUAUCAUACGACGUGCACCUGGACUAUGUAGUGUCUUAUAAGCCUUGGUGAUGUUACUCUGGUGACUGAUUGUACAAGACAUUUAAUAAAGGCUGAAGUCAACAAUUCGAAUGACUUACUGAUGUCUUCAUAAA
Diospyros lotus (date-plum) is the source of this 906-nucleotide messenger RNA. RefSeq lists its product as uncharacterized. The coding region runs from base 109 to 741 and encodes 210 amino acids. The transcript has 5 exons. Gene Ontology annotation, molecular function: ubiquitin binding. Gene Ontology annotation, biological process: ubiquitin-dependent protein catabolic process via the multivesicular body sorting pathway. The record is from RefSeq and is a predicted model, not a curated record. NCBI's taxonomy places the organism in Eukaryota, Viridiplantae, Streptophyta, Magnoliopsida, Ericales, Ebenaceae. Gene Ontology annotation, cellular component: ESCRT I complex.